AUGGGGGACGAAAUUGAUGACAUUGAAUUCGUACGACAGAUGCUGAGCUUACAAGUAAACAAAUAUGAAGAAAACAGAAACAGAGGAAUGAAACAAAAACAAGUAGUUGAUAAGAGUCAUAACAUUAUUCCUCUUUCUGAUUUUGAAGAAAAGAUCAUAUUUAACAUACUUGUGAAGAUCCCGCCACGAUACAUUCAUAAGAAUGUCAUGGCCGUUUGCAAAACAUGGAAAGAAAUUUUCUCUAGAACUUGUUUCAUUGAGCAAAAUUUCAAGGAAUCGACAUCAGAGUUACUAAUACAGUCAGGAUAUACAAGGCAUAUGAAAACGAAAUUGAUUGAGAUUGGAAAAGAUCUUGAAUGUGAAUCGCGUGAUCUUGGACUAAAUAAAACACGCAAGCAUUCUAGUUGUGAUGGAUUUAUAUUGAUGAGUGAGCCAGAUGAUUUCUACUUUGGGAAACUACGAGUCAUAAAUCCCGCCACAAAGUUCUGCAUCACUAUCCCUGGAUGCCCUUCGCAUUGUGAACAUGGAACAUGUAGUGCAGCCCUUGUAUUUGACUCUUUGACAGAGCAGUAUAAAGUAGUGCACAUUGUUAAGUACUGUUUUGGUUUCGAAAUAUUCAAUCUUAGCAAUGCUGAUGAAAAUUGGAAAUGGGAACGAGUUGAUUCUGCUCUGUGGGAAGGUUUAAAUAAUCAGCCAUUCGAUGUUAAUUUUUGCUGGAAGAAUCUAGUAUCGAUUAACGGAAGGAUUCUGCAUUGGUAUGUUAAUUCGAGUGAGUAUUUCGUUUCAAUGGAUGUAAAACAGGGGAAAUUCAGUAUUACCUAUCUUCCAGAACGCGAUGAAGUGGUUAAUAAAACUAACAAUUACGCGUUGAUCCAAUUGGAUGGAUUUCUCUCUUUUAUCACCUGUGAUGCCGAGGCAACAAUGGAUGUUUGGAUUUUGGAAGAUUUUCACGGGCAAGUUUGGUCCAAGAAACACACGAUCAUGGCAGAAUUGACACAUUAUGUAUGUCCAUCUAAAUCAACGCGACCAAAUGAGAGAUCAAUGCCAGAAAUCGGGAAACUUAUUGCUGUUGGUGGCGCGAGGAACGGUGAAGUGUUGAUUCUUAAACACCAGAAGAACUCAAAGGAAUACUUAUAUGACACAAAGACUAGGGUGAUGAAGAUGUUCAACAUUUAUAAUAUGAGGAACUCAGAAUCUUUCGUAACGCACAAGGAAAGCCUCUUUUCGAUUAAGAGGAUCUCCUAG
Molecule: messenger RNA, 1245 nt
Organism: Solanum pennellii
Lineage: Eukaryota; Viridiplantae; Streptophyta; Magnoliopsida; Solanales; Solanaceae
Product: F-box protein At1g30790-like
Exons: 1
Coding region: 1-1245 (414 amino acids)
Source: RefSeq, a predicted model, not a curated record